Messenger RNA from Podarcis lilfordi (Lilford's wall lizard), 12847 nucleotides. The record is from the annotation of a GenBank genome assembly. Lineage: Eukaryota; Metazoa; Chordata; Lepidosauria; Squamata; Lacertidae.
GCAUCCCAGCUCAACCCCUCGCUCCCCCUGUUGCCUGCGCAGUGGUACAGCCCGAGCUGACUCGGCCCCGCGGAGCGCCGCCCCUCGCAACGGCAGUGGUGCUGCCCGGUAUUGCCCGGCAGCCUCCGCCGCCGUAGUUAGGGCCGCGUUGUUUGCGUGUCUCUCUCUCCUCCCCCCCGCGCUUUGUUGAAGUGGUAGAGGCCGCUAUCGCUCGGAGUCUCGCCAGCCGCCGCCCUCGCCCCGCUCUCUCGCCUCCGCCGUCCCGCCUUGCCUGGGGGGCCGGUGGGGCUGGUGUGUAUGAGUGAUUUAUAACCGCGACCCCGCGAUGUCCACGCCCGCCCGGAGGCGCCUCAUGCGGGACUUCAAGAGGUAAGCGCAGCGGAGGGACGGUUUCCCGAAGUGGGGGAGCGGGCAGGAGAGCGAGGAAGGUGGUGAGGUGAUCAAACAUGGCGGCGGCGGAGGGAGCGCUGCGCCGCUAGCGUAGUGGGCAGUGUUGCGCUACUUGCGCAAGGCGGGCAGGCGAGCGAGCGAGCGGCUCCCGUAGAACGGGGGGGGGGGGGGCGCUACGCAGUUUGCGCAGGCUGGGUGGGAAGGCGGUGCUGUCACUCCUGCCACUGAGCUGCUGGUGUCCCUUGUCCCUUUCCCUCCGAAAACAGGCUUCAGGAGGACCCCCCGGCGGGAGUCAGCGGGGCUCCCUCGGAGAACAACAUCAUGGUGUGGAACGCGGUUAUUUUCGGGUGAGUAGGCAGACCCUCUCCUCCCACCUGCAAGUGCCCCCCCCCUUUCAGGGUAAACAUUGGGGAGAGGGACUGGGACGGGCAGAAGAAGAAAAAAGAGAACAAGAAAUUUAACCUGUCCUCCCUUUCUCUGAAGAUGGUUUCUGAAGACAGCUGGUGCAGAAUUCAAGGGCCAGGUUGCAAGAGGGUUUGAGCCUAUGACACCGAUCCUGGUCUGACUAUUCGCUGCCAGUUGGUUUCAUUCAAAUUGCUGGUUUUGACCUAUAGAACCUUAAAAUGGUUCAGGACCACAAUAUCCCCGUAAGGGGCAGGUGCAUAUUCCUUCAUUGCAUAGGGUUGGACUACAUGGUCCUCAAGGUUCCUUCCCACUCUUAUUAUUCUGUGAGAUAACUGAGAUACUUCCAGUUCUGCCUCUCCCCAUGUGAACUGAUCUGGACCCUGCAGUCAUCCAUCACCUGAGGCCCUCCUUCAUGUGUCCACCUCUAGGAGAGGUCCGGAGGGUGGAAACAUGUGAACGAGCCUUUUCUGUGGUGGCCCCACUUUUGUGCAUUGCGCUCCCUGGGGAGGCUUGCCUGGCGCUUUUGUUCCACAUCUUUAGGUGCCAGGCAAAAAUAUUCCUCUUUUCCCAGCCCUUUGGAUAAUUAAGCACUCUGUGGUCUUUUAAAUUGCUUAUGUGAGUGAUGGUUUUUUUUGGGGGGGGGUAUUGUUCUUGUUUGUGCCUAUGUUAUUAUGUUUGUAUUUUGUAUUGUAAACAGCUCUGUGAGCCUCAGAUGAUGGAUGGUAUAGAAAUUGGAUAAAUAAAUACUAAUAAUACAACUUACUACUAGUAGUACUUAUUCGUGUUAACUCCUGAGCCUUUCUGCACCUUCAAGGGAUCAAGAUGUCACCGAUCUGUUUUUCAAAAACAUAGGCAUAUGCAUACAUUUAUUCCCAAACAGGAAUAAUAGCUGUAAUUAUUAUUAUAUUAGAACACAACAGCUUGUAUCCCAUGAAGAAGAGAAAGAUGAUGAUGAUGAUAGUGAUAGUAUCAUCAUCAUCACUAUACCCCACCCAUCUGGCUGGAUUUCCCCAGCCACUCUGGGCGGCUUACAGCAUAUAUCAAAAUGCAAGUGUAGGAAUUGUAAUUGCUAUUAUUGUGCUGGUAGUUGCAUCUUGCUCCUCUCCUUCCAAUAUGCUCAGGGUGGGGUGUUUGUGUUGCUAUAAUUAUUGCUUUAAUGAUUAUCAUUGUCAUAUCUUGCCUUGCUCUUUGUCCAAGGAGGUUAGGGCUGUGUGGUUCUGCAGGGAUGACAGUAUAGCAGCUAUUUUUCUUAAUCGUAUUUUGCUCUUUGUCCAAGGAGGGCAGGUGGUGUUGGUUUUUAAUCUGCACAACAGGGCUAAAAGGCUGUAUAUCCAGGCUGAGAGGUAUGUGAGAGAGUUUCCAAAUACUAGAUCUGGCGUUAGCCAUAAUUUUUUUAAAAAAAUCUCUUCCUGUAAGGCAGUGAUCACCAACCUUUCUGGUCCUGUGCUCAAAUAGACUUUAAAAAAGCAUUCCGUUCUACCCAAUAGAAUAGGCUGUGAUGUGUGUGGUUCAUCCAUUUCAUCCAUUUGCACAAUUUCUGCUGGGGGCAGAAGAAGACCCUGUGGGCUCCAGCGGAGGCCUCUGCAGGCACAUGUGCGCUCAUGAGACCAUGUUGGCACCCCCUGCUCUAAGGAGCUUUAGAAUGUACACAUGGUUGUCAUUCCAUCGCUCUCCCUAUUAUCCUUGUGACAGACCUGUAAGUAGAUUACUUGGGGUUGGUGUGGAAAUAUUGUUGCCAGUGGUGACCAGGAAUCUUAAUUUUGUUGACAAGCAAAGCAAAACUCCCUAUAUAUCCCACCAGGCACAAUGUUUUUAUUUUUAAAAAGCUGCUGGCAGUGCAGGGUCACAAGACUGCAGGUUUCAUGUUUAUAUUGGAGCACUUUCAGUGCCUUGGUCUGGGAAAGGAAUGGGAAACCUGUGCCCCUCUAGCCAGUGUUAGAAACAAAAUAUGAAAGCUAGGAGCUAAAUGGCACCUUAAACCUAGAUUAUAGGUGCUACAAUGGAACGUCUAGGUGUGCAUUUUUAUAACAAAAAUACAAAGCUGAAAGUGAAUGAACUGCAACUAAAAUAAUAUGUUCAUUUCCCCGUGGUCUAGUCCUUCCUCUGCCCACCCCCUUAAUAUUCUUAAGAGGGUCUUUUCUCCAGUCUUCGGAGAAUAGCUGGAAGUGGGAAGGCAGUUUUAAUCUGAAAUCUUAGGCGCAGUUCUGCUCCCAGAGCUCAGAAACUGCUUGCGCUAAUGAAGUUCCCUGUCGCAAAAUGUGCCUAGAACAAUGGGGGUUUCGAACACCGCCUCUAGCUGUUGCUGGACUACAACUCCCAUUGCACCUGAAUAUGGGCUGGGGCUAAUGGAGUCCCACAACAUCUGGAGGGAUGUUCCCACCUUGGUAUAGAAAUAAAGGGUUAUUAAAAGCAUGCAGUAGAAACAUUGCUCCUCCCUAUAGCCCUAUUCUCUGCUAUGCAAGGGAUAAACAUUACUUUUUGUGGUGCAGAAAGCAAGCAAGCCAGGCUACUAGAAACAACUGCUGGCUAUCAUAUCUUGCUAGCUUGUAGUGAACUUUUGUAAGUUAGGAUGAGAGAGUAGCUGUAACUGGCCUAAGAAAUAUGGGGUGGUGGUUGUUAUUUUUGUUUGUUUCUUUGUAUGCAUUUUAUAUUGUAAACCGCCCAGUGAUCCUCGGAUGAAGGGUGGUAUAGAAAUUUAAUAAAUAAAAUUAGUAAACAUCCUCUGUGAGUUUUGUGGCUGAGGAACAAUUUGACCAUCUAGUUCAGGCCCUUGCCCCCAGCAGCAUUCAGAGGGAUACUUUUCUGCUACGGAACUGCUGUUCACUGUAGAGGAUUCUAGAGUUUGCUUUAGGUUGGAGACUCAAAUCAAUAAAGCACUGACUGAACUUUACUGUUCCCAUAUACCAGGGGUCUGCAACCUGCGGCUCCGGAGCCGCAUGUGGCUCUUUUACACCUUUGCCACAGCUCCGGGGCGGAUACUAGCGAGGGGAGGAGGCACAUUGUGCGCCCCAACACUCCCCACUGUAGCGGGCGCUGUACUGGCUGUGACGUCGCAUGGUGGCAGUGCGUGUGUUAGUCACGCACCGUCCCGACAUCACCUUCCCGCCCGCCCGCUACAUUGUAAGGGGCAUGUACGCUGGUCACUGCAUUGAAAGGGGACAUGUACACUGGUCACCGUUUUGAAGGGGAGUGAAGAACACACACACACACAAAGGUAACUUGUUAAUUUAACAUUUAUUUCUAUGAGGAGGAGUAAUACUGAGGGGUCAAACAAAGAAAUAAUUUAAAAAGUGACAAAAAAGUUGUUUUUAUAAUGAUGAGUUUUGCAGCUCCCAGUUUUUUUUCUCUUCGGAAACGGGUCCAAGUGGCUCUUUUUGUCUUAAAGGUUGCAGACCCCUGCCAUAUACUGAGAGUAAACUGAGGAGUGUAAUGAAUGUGCUUCCUUGGCUGCACUUUGCAGGGAAAAGUCAGUGGUGCUGGGCAAACCUUCUGAGCGCAGUUUCUAUGUCAUUACUGAUCUUUUAAUUGAGAAACUCCACAACAAGCUUCUGAGGAAUUGUUCCCUCUGCUAGAUAGAAAAACACUGCCACCUCUGUAUCUAACCGUAUUAUGCAAGUUUGCAAAGCUGCAGUGAAACUCUCCCCCUUCAGCAUGUUUUUGUGGUGGUGGAGCUGAUUCCUGCCCCAAAUUUUCAGCAAGAAUUCUUUUCUUCUCAUAUGCAGGGAACUUCCUUGCUCACUCAUUCCUAUUUAGCAACCACCACAUGCUGUAAGAUUGUCCAAGGAGUAGGUGCUGUUUCUGCCUUCUGAAGUAACAAAGCCACUUAGGUAGAGCCUGUGCCAAAGCUCCUCGAGUGACCUCCAUCGAGGGUAGUCAAGAGCUGGCUGAAUGAUUUCCUCCCCCCUCCAAUACACAUCCUUAUUUUCUGCAUGGGAUACUAAGCUUGCCUUGCCUUAAAGGCUAGGGAAACGCUAUAUUGGGGUAGGAAGUAUCUUUCAUGCCUUUGGAAGUAUUGUUCUUUCAUUUUAUUCCCUGCAGAAACUGUGCUUCAGUAGUGCAUAGCUCAGUUGGUUAGAGCAUGGUGCUGAUAAUGUGAGGGUUGCAGGUUCAAUCCCCGCAAGGGACAGCUGCAUAUUCCUGCAUAGCAGGGGGUAGGACUAGAUGAUCCCCAUAGUCCCUUCCAGCUCUACAAUCUGUGAUUCUAUGUGGGACUGUUUUGUUCAUAUUCUUCCCGUUUCAUUUGUCUCUGCCUUCCCCAACAGAAUUUAGGCUGCAUUCCUCAGGGCAGGGAUCUUUCUCUUUUAUGUUGCUCUGUAAUGUGUUGUACGUAUUAACAUUAGCUAGAAAUCUUCAGGUUGGUCAGCAAAUUGAGCAAAAACCCAAAAUCCACUGAGCGUUGUGUUCUUUUAUUCAGGGGAGGAAAUAUUUUCUGAGUAUAUGUCUAGUUACCUGUGGCAAAUUGGUUGCCAUCAGCUCCGAGCCAUGCACAACCCUUGCGCUGCUGCUAUAUUGAAUUUAAAAAUACCAGCAAAACUGGAGUUGGGGACAGUGAGCAGCGGCAAGCGUGCAGCAUCCUUAGCUCUGCCAUUUUAAAAUGAAACAGUGCUAUGGAGACUUUGGGUAUGGCACCCCCACAAUUUGUCCUGGAUAGUUUCUAGGUUGAGAAUAGAAUUAGAGGUGGCAGCAGCAUGGGAAUGGGUGUCAGUUUUACUUUACACAAGUAAAACUACCCAGGUGUAGAAAUUGUGAAACUGCUAAAACUUUGUUUCUUGUUCUAAAGCCCUUAAGCCUUGCUCAUUCUAACUCCUGUUUCUGUUCUGGGCAUGGAUUAAACUACAUGUCAUUUUGUAAAGGCUGAGUGCCAGUUUAAUAAUGAACUAACUUCACUAAGCCAAAUGUAAGAUGCUGACAUGCUCUCUCCUCUUUCAGGCCUGAGGGAACCCCAUUUGAAGAUGGUAAGUAUUAAAACAAAACAAAACAUUUUCAAUGGGCAGAAGGGUGAUGUGAUCAAAUUGUUAAUCAGUCUUAGGAUUCCACAUCAGAAUUUCAUGGGUCAGUGUAGCUCAGAAGCAGAGAGUCAACUUUCCCUGGCCUCUCAGUAUAAUUUAAAUGUUUCAGAGAGAGAAUGAUGCCAAGUCCUCCUCCUCCCCCCCAUCAGCCACCCUUUCUAGAAAGGGGAUAGGUGUGUGGGAGAAGAAACACUUUGGUUGGAAGAUAAGACAGCUGCAGUUAAGCACUUUGCUUUGAAGUGGUGACUAGGCUUACUGUGUAAAUAGUACCCUUUACUUAAGAACUUUCUUGAAGCUACUCCUAUAAACAAAGUCUGUUUGGGGUACAUGUUCAGAACCAUCAUAUCUUUCAUAACCCGUGUAUUGGGGUACAUGAAGGAUGGCUGUCUCCAUAAAUAGGGAAUGUUACAAAUAUAUCCCUUGGAUGAAAACUGUAUCAUGCCCUCUCACCUUGACUAUUGUGGCCUUCUCAGUCCUCUUUCUAGCACUUUUCUACCAGCAGCAUUCACAUCCCUAGUUAUCCUGAUCACAUGGUGGUCUUUCUUAAAUUUGCACAUUGUUUUCUUGCCCUUCCCUUGAUCCAACAUACCUUCCACAUCAGAACCCUUCAUGGCCUUGCCUUCUCUUAACACCCCAACAUAUUCCUGCUCUUUACUACUCCACCUCCCUGCUCUCAGCCAUCUCAAGAUCUAUAGCUUCCUUUGACCCACUCUAUCCUUGGUGCCUCUUAUGCUUAGAACUGCCAUCUAGAACUCCUGUCUUCCUUCAAAUCCCUCAGAACCCACCUUUUCCUUGAUGGCUUUGGCACAACUCCUUAGGUCCCAUGCCUUACUGUAACUAGGCCUGUGUACACGUAACUGAAAUAAACAAAAUCUUCCUCUUUUUAGCGCUGCUGCUUUCUCCGUGUCAGAUCAUAUAAGCCGUGGGGCAGGAGCCUUUCUAAUUGGACUCUGUAAUGUGCUGUUCACAUUUGCAGUGCUACAUAAACAGUAACGCUUUGGCUGUGAGCUUCCUAAAGCCAUUUGGCUGAGGAAAGGUGGACUAAUCUUUGAAUCUCAUGUACCAAGAGAAUUUUGUGAAAUGGUUGGUGCUUCUGCACUUGAGACCAAUGGGAACAGGGGGUUUCCAUUUGUAAACAAGAUACUUAUAACUUGCCUCUCCCCAUUGCAGGAACUUUCAAGCUUACCAUAGAAUUCACAGAAGAAUAUCCAAACAAGCCACCUACUGUUAGAUUUGUGUCUAAAAUGUUUCAUCCAAAUGGUAUGUACCACCUAAAAUGAAGCGAUUUGUUUCUUAACUGCAGUAGUGGUCACAGAGGUGGACCUGAUACUGAUAGUUGCAGGGAAUUUUGGACACACUCUCUCUCUCUCUCUCUCUCUCUCUGUGUGUGUGUUUGUGUGUGUGUGUGUCCCCAUAUGCUAAUUGUUGCUGAGUUCAAUCCUACCUGGCCUCUCAAGUUUCUAGUGCAAUCAGAUUAUUUCCCUCAGUGACUUCCUUGAUCACAAAGGUGUAGGGUUUUUUAAUUUUUAAAGGCAAGGGGAACAUAUUUAAAUAAAACCAUAUCUACUUCAUAGCAAUACCUGCUCAGUUUUAGGAUUUCUUAUAAUCCUAGUUCUUGUCUGCUGAUUCUGUUUUGGCUAUAUGACUUCUGAUGGAAGCAUGAAGAAACUUUUCUUGUGGUCACUAACCUUAGUUCAAGUUUAUUGCGGCCAAAGCCAGUGACACUAAACACCAUAAGAUCAGACAACAAGAAAUCAACAACAACUUCAGAAAAGAAAAAAGGUUACACAAGAGAACUUCACAGUGUGCCAUUCAACAGAAGAGAUUUACGCUUCUUAAUUGCUAAAGUGCAAAAUUUAGCCACCUCAUAUGAUACUGAGCUUGAGGAAUCUUCCAGGAGGUAUUUUCGAAGAAUUUCAGGGGAGGAUUCCAAAUAAUAUUGAAGGGGUAUAAAUUUUGAUAGAAGCGGUAAAAUAAGUUGAACUCGUUCUUCACUAUAGAAUUCGCAAGAUAGAAGAAUGUGUGUGACAGAUUCUACCUUAUUAGACAUACAAGGGCAGAGACGCGCAUGCAUUGGAACUCGCGUGAAUUUGCCGUACAGCACUGCUGAGGGCAUUGUCUCAAAGCGGGCUCUAGAGAAAGCCCAUCUAUAGGUUUCGUUAGUGAUGUUAGUUAAGUAAGGGGUAGCUGCAAAAUUAGGCCAAGCUUUUAAACAUCUAUACGUCUCUGGGAGUAGGGCGCCUUCUUGUUGUGAUUCGAUAUCAUAAAGUCUCCGAGUGAUAGUAGCUUUUGCCUUGUUCAGAGUUCCAAUAAGAAUAUUUUCAGGGUUUAGGCCAAUUUGUUUGAUCUUGUUAGUUAUUUGCAUAAGCCAAGGAGGAUAGGGAACUGCGGCCAGGAAGCAAGGUAAUAGACCCUUAGGAUUGUAAUGGAUUUUCAGCCAGAGGGAUAUUGCUUGUUCCCAGACUUUUAAUUCCACUCUGGGCAGUCCUGCCUCUUGCCUUAAGACUGCAUUAGGUGUACACUUAGGAGUAGCAAAUAAUGAUCUUAAGAAUUUAGAUUGUACUGUUUCAAGGGUCUUAAGGUUGGCAGAGGGGCUAAUUUGAGAGCCAUAUAGAAGUUGGGCUAAAGAUUUUGCCUGAAAGACUGUUAGGGCCAUCGGGAGGAAGCCAGCUCCUUUCCUUCUGAAUAAUCUAAGGAUAGCAUUUGCACUUCUUUCUGCUGAUAUAGCUGAUGUGGUCAAGUGUGUUGAGAAUUUGGCAUUAUAGGAGAAAGUAAUGCCUAAGUAUUGGAAGGUCUUAGUCUGUUCAAUGGCGUUUCCCUUUACGCUCCAAUUAUCCUUCCUAAAGGAGCGGUUAAAAUGUACAAUUUUGGUUUUGGCAAAGUUAAUUGUUAACAGUUCAGUGUUACAUUGGUCACUAAACUUUCCUAAGGCACGUUUCAGACCCACUUUAGUUUGAGAGAGAAGAACAGCGUCAUCCGCAUACAUUAAAAUUGGUACUUUUCUGCCAUUAGAGAACACAGGGGGGUGGGUUUCAAUUUCACGGCAGCAUGUGACCAGGGAGUUAACAUAGAUAUUAAAUAGGAAUGGGGCUAAUAGGCAUCCUUGUCUAACUCCUCUUUGGACUAGGAUUUCUCUAGAGAGUCUGCCGUCCUGUGCAAGUCUUAUCUGGAGGGUAUUGUUCUCAUGAAGCUUAAUCAUCAGAAGUAAUAACCUUCUGUUAAUACCCAUAUUGGCCAAUUUGGCCCAGAGCCUGCUCCUGGAUACAGAAUCAAAUGCUGCCUUUAGGUCCACAAAGGCCGCAUAUAAUGACUUUUUCCAAUAUUUCGCAUACUUAUAGACAAAGUAAUCUAACACUAAGCAGUGAUCAAUGGUGGAACGUCCGGAUGUAAACCCUGCUUGUUCAAUUUCUAGCAAGUUAUUAUGAUCUAACCAUUCCCAUAAUUUUAGGCAUAGAUGUUUUGUAUAAAGUUUACAGAUCACAUUCAGGAGACUAAUUGGUCUAUAAUUAGAUGGAUCAGAGGGGUUGCCCUUUUUAAAUAUGGGAACAAUUAUAGCUAGUCCCCAAUCUUUAGGGAUUUCAGUUGUCUUAUCUAUAUAUGAAAAUAGAUUAGCAAGGACCGGGGCCCACCAAUUUAUUUGCGCUUUCAGAAGUUCAGCGACAAUGAAAUCACUUCCUGGGGCUUUGCCAGAUUUCAUUUGUAGAAUUAGCGAAGUGAUUUCAGUUUCAGAUGUUGGGGGCCAUGGUGUAUCAUUAUCUAAGGGGAUGUUAAGCGGCGCAGAAGGACGAUGUUCCCUAAACAGCACUUUAUAGUGCUCUUCCCAUGAAUUUGCAGGGAUUAUUGUGCCCUCAUUAGGAGCUUUGGUUUGACUGGAGAUAAUUUUCCAGAAGUUGGAAUUGUCUUUUUCUAUUGACGCUUUUAUGAGGGCCUGCCAAAUGAGAGAGUCUGCGGUUCUUUUUUUGGUUUUUAAUAACUCUUUGUAGUUCUUUUUUUAAGUUGUAACUCCAAUUUAGUGAUAGGGUUAGGAUUUUGCUGGAAGACCUUAAAGCAUUCCCUGAGUAUAAGUUUUGCCUGAGUGCAUUCGUGAUCAAACCAUUUUUUGUUGGUAGGGGAGUCAUUUUGGUUAGAUCUUCUGGGUCUUGACAAUAACGGUUGGAGUUUUCGGAUUAAUGUAUUAUAAUGGUCAAUUGGGGAGGUCUCUUCAGUGUCGUUGGAAGUCAGAUCAGCCCAGAGGAGUUGACCUUCCAUUGAUUGUGUCCAAAUACCAAAAUGGUUAUUAACAUAAGGGGGUGGUCACUAACCAAGUGCACCCAAUUUAAAUUUUUAGCACUCCUACAGCUGCUGAUGCUUUUGUAAAUGAGUUUUUAAUGGCUUUUUUUUAACAUGAUUUUGUCAUCUUGCAUUUAUAUCUUCCCCACUUUAUGAAGAAUUUUAAAUCCUACAUUGGAAAGUUCACAUUAGGCAAUGGGGUACAUGCUGUCACUAGGGUGACUGGCAUAGAUCUUUGAAAGGAGACACAUUACUGCUCUUUAAAUCUUUUCUUGAUAUGCCAUGCUGUGAACUUUUUAAUAAUCAGAGUUGUGAGGUUAUAAAGGAGGACGUGUUGGUGGAACAAGGUGAACUUUAAAAAUUCAUUUCACCAGGGGCCUGUUCCAUAACUUGUUGAAAUCAGGUAUUUCAGGCACAAGUUGUCAGAUGCUUUUUCUAUGGGCAGCUUAAGAUAGUUAUGCAGCAAAUGUUGAUAAUUAGCUGGGAGUGUCAACAUAGCAAGAGAAACUUGAAGGCACUGAUUCUUGUUAUGAAACUCAUUAAUUUCCUUUUGUAGUCUAUGCAGAUGGUAGUAUAUGUCUGGAUAUUCUUCAGAACCGUUGGAGUCCUACCUAUGAUGUGUCAUCCAUCUUAACAUCCAUACAGGUAACAUCAGGGCUACUGAUGACCUUGCUAAUACAGUUUGAAGCAGUGUAAUAACUAAGGUGGAAACCUCUAUCUGCCAUGGGAUUCCAUCAUCAUUAUUUAUGACCCAUCUUUUUAUUUCUGUAAAUUGGUUUGUGAAAGUAUGGAAAUGCGUAUUUAUUUCUCAGUGAUUAUUAUCCACUGUAUUCACAAGUGUACUUAAAAAGAUCAAGAAAAUGUUUUCACAAACUGAAACAGCUAUACAUUUAAAAAGCAUUGCAUCUUUUUCUAGUGGUGGUAAUUAUAUUUAGUCUAUUUUUGUACCAUUGUGUUUUUAGGUGUAUUUGGUGUAGCAGAGCUGUAUUCUUACAGUUCAGAGCGUACUUUCUUCUCCCCUUGCUUUUUACACUUCUGUCAUUCACCAUCAAAGUCUUGCCUGAAGCCAAUGCAAGAUGACUGCUGGCAGACCAAAAGCCCUGUCCCCCCAUUCUCCAUUAGAAUGAUGCAAGAACAGUCCAUCGGAGUUGAUUCUGAGUCUAGUCCUAUAGGCUUAAAGAAGUGGCUUGCUGCACACAUUAAGCUUUGCUGUCAAAACAAAGAUAAUUGUUCAUCGUAUAACUAGUACCUGUGCAGAGUCCAUGUCAUUGUGUUAAAAGCAAUGGGAAGGGUCAAGCUAAGCAGCGGGCUUGAAAUAGUCAAGAGAUCUUCCUAAUAUUCAUGGCAUCUUUUGCUACAUUGAAUUAAUCACUUUGCUUGCAUUGUGUGAAACCUCAUUAUGAAGCCUGAAUCAUCUUUUCUUUUCUCUCCCUCCCCCCCGCAAACAGUCUUUACUGGAUGAGCCUAAUCCAAACAGUCCAGCAAACAGCCAGGCAGCUCAACUAUACCAAGAGAAUAAGCGGGAAUAUGAAAAACGGGUUUCUGCAAUAGUAGAACAAAGUUGGCGUGACUGUUGACCCUGGAUGAUGCAAAUGAACACUCUGAUGAGGAAAAUAUAUGUAUGAAGUGUCUGAGUCAUCCUCCUCCUCCUCCUCCUAGCAUCACUGCAUUUACUUUGAAAAGCAAAAUAGCUGUUGUGCUGUUGCCACCCACCCUUGCUGAAGCUUCUUUCUCCUUGGACAUCAGAAAGCACCCCCUCCCCUCCCUCUUGAGGUCAAAUGUACCGUACUUGGGUUACUUGUGAAAGAAUUACUUAAGGCUGAAUUCCACUGUCUGUGAUCUACCAUCUCCAGUCUUAGGGCAGCAUUGUGCAUUUCUGUAGUGGACACUAAGCUUUUAAGUGUAAUUGUGUUAUACACAGUGAUGCUUACGUGUAGCUUGAUUUUAAAAAAAGGGAUAUUUAUAUACAGUAUACAUUUUUAAGUAUGAUUCAAGUGCUAGCAUUUUAACUGCUGCUAUCAGCUUCAGUGCAUCUGUAAGUACUGUGUGAAGAACUAGAUUUCCCUGCUGCUUUAUCUUCCCCCUGGUUUUUUUUUUCCAUUUAGCAAUGUGAUGAAAGUAUUUGGAAUUGAGAUGAAAUUGAGAAAUGGACUAUUAUGUCAAGCUCGGGCCGGGAGGAGAGAAGGGGGUUGCAGUCUGCUCUAUGGGUCAUGUGCAAAGUGAUCUAUCAUUGUGUGUGGUAACAUAUUCAAGGUUAAGUGCUAGGUAUCCUUUCUGUAGGGCUCUGCUUAGUUGUUUUUCGAAGCUUUUGAACAUGGUUAUGGGACAGGGGCGGACAAUAACUUUACUAAUGGUAAAAGAGGACAGAGAAUGAGGAAAAACCAAAGUGCUUCAAAAAAACUUUUAUUUCCCUUAAAUAAUUUUCAUCCAAACAUGCUCUUGAGAAGAUAUCAAGAAGCUACUGUUAUGUUGUUGAAAAAAGUAGCAAGGUCAAAAGUGCUACUACUGUAUGCUUCGUUUUUUCUUUCCCCACCCCUGUGCAGUUUUACAAGUUCUGCCUUUGCAAAAGCAUUUUUGUAAAGCAAAGCUCAAAUCAAACAUUUUGGAUACCUUAGGCAGCAGUGUGGGAGGAGACUGUCAGUGUGCUUGUCUGCUCUACCAGUGUCUUCUGUGUACAUUGAUCUGUUCAACUUUGCACAAGUAACCCAUGUAAGAAACUGUACAUUUUUCAAUUACUUGUAAAUAAAUUCUUGAAGGGAAGAUACUUAUCACUA